AUGUCUGGUUUCUUGACCGACUUCAUGAUGGGUGGUGUUUCGGCCGCCGUCUCGAAGACGGCUGCCGCCCCCAUUGAGCGUGUGAAGCUCCUCAUCCAGAACCAGGAUGAGAUGAUUAAGCAGGGCCGUCUCUCCGGCCCCUACAAGGGUAUCGGUGACUGCUUUAUCCGCACGUACCAGAACGAGGGCCUUGCCUCGCUGUGGCGCGGUAACACUGCUAACGUCAUCCGUUACUUCCCUACUCAGGCCCUGAACUUCGCCUUCAAGGACUACUUCAAGGCCCUCUUCCGUGUGCCUAAGGAGGCUCCUUACUGGAAGAAGUUCAGCUCGAACAUUGCUUCGGGUGGUGCCGCUGGUGCCUCUUCGCUCGUCUUCGUGUACUCGCUCGACUACGCCCGUACUCGUCUCGCUAACGAUGCCAAGUCGGCUGCCAAGGGUGGUGAGCGCCAGUUCAACGGUCUCAUUGAUGUCUACCGCAAGACGAUGGCCGUCGACGGUAUCAUGGGUCUCUACCGUGGUUUCAUUCCCUCGGUCGUGGGUAUCGUUGUGUACCGUGGUCUCUACUUCGGUCUGUACGACUCGCUUAAGCCCAUCCUCCUGCCCGGUAAGCUCUCGGAGAACUUCCUUGCCUCGUUUUUCCUUGGUUGGGGUGUCACGACGACUGCUGGUCUUGCCUCGUACCCUCUCGACACUAUCCGCCGUCGUAUGAUGAUGACCUCGGGUGGUGGUGUUGCCUACAAGAGCAUGUUCCACGCUGCUUCGUCGAUCAUUGCUGCUGAGGGUGCCUUCUCGCUCAUGAAGGGUGCCGGUGCCAACAUUCUCCGUGGUAUUGCCGCUGCUGGUACCAUUGCUGGUUACGACAAGCUUCAGCAGGUGAUGUUCGGCAAGGUCUACAAGGGCGGCUCUGGUUAA
Molecule: messenger RNA, 912 nt
Organism: Malassezia restricta
Lineage: Eukaryota; Fungi; Basidiomycota; Malasseziomycetes; Malasseziales; Malasseziaceae
Product: solute carrier family 25 (mitochondrial adenine nucleotide translocator), member 4/5/6/31
Exons: 1
Coding region: 1-912 (303 amino acids)
Biological process (GO): mitochondrial ADP transmembrane transport; mitochondrial ATP transmembrane transport
Cellular component (GO): mitochondrial inner membrane
Molecular function (GO): ATP:ADP antiporter activity
Source: RefSeq, a predicted model, not a curated record